CGUUCAUUAACAACAGAAUCAACGAGCUUAAAUACUAUGAUGAAUAAAGCAAUAAUGAAAUCAUCAUCAUUGUCAUGGAAAAAUAAUCAUCGUAUUGAACAACAAGAAUCAUCAAAUCAACCGAUAAUGUUAUCAUUGAUGAUUGAUACACAAUUUAAAAAUGAACCAAUAACACAUAUAAUUGGUUGGGAAGGAACAAAAACAAUAUUACCAUGUAAUGUUUCAUUACCAUUAUUACGUAAUGGUCGAUAUUAUAAUGAUUCUAUUGAUCUGAUAUUAUGGUUUCGUGGACAAGAACAACGUGCACUAUAUUCAAUUGAUGCCAGACGUACAUCGACAAUGCAACGUGCAAAACAUUUUACCGAUGAUGAUAUGCUUGGCACUAGAGCUUUUAUUGAUCUUAGUACACGUCCAAGUAGUUUGAUUAUUGAUUCAUUGAAAAUUGAAGAUGCUGGUGAAUAUCGUUGUCGUGUUGAUUUUCGUCGUUCACCAUCUGAACAUCGUUCCAUAUUGUUGGAUGUAUUGAUACCACCAAAAGAGGUGAUCAUUAUGGAUGAAUUUGGACAACGUCUUAACGAUCCAAUCAGUCCGUUCAAUGAAGGUGCCCAUCUUAAUCUUAUCUGUGAAGCUGAAGGAGGCAAACCAAGACCAUUAUUAUAUUGGUACCGUAAUGAUCAACUAUUGGACAAUCAAUGGACAAUAACAGCACAAGGCAUUGUUCGUAAUGAACUUUUUAUACAUAAAUUACAUCGUGAUGAUCAAGGAACAACGCUUACAUGUCAAUCAUUAUUCAAUGUUUCUGAUGAAUCUAUUGGCCAAAUGUUUCCCAAUAUAAUUCCAUCAUCAUCAUCAUCAACAAUGACAACAACAACAACAACAACUAUUGGUACAAAUUCAGCUGCCAUUCCGACAUUAUCAUCAUCAUUAUCAUUAUGGAAUCCUCGUGAUCCUGAACAAAUAAGACGUGCCAUAUUAGCUAAUCAAUUAUUGGUUGGUCAAAUUUUCGACAACAAUAGUAGCAGUAGUAAUCAACAUGAAAAUUUAUUCAAAUUAAAACAAUCACAAAGCAGUAUCCAAUUGGAACUUAAUCUCCGUCCAUUGAAUGUACGCAUUACAACCGUACAUCGUCCAUUGAUUGAUGGACAAAUGAUUGUGAUCAAUUGUGAAUCGGAUGGUGCACGACCACCAGCAUUAUUGUCAUGGUGGAAACAAUCGCAACGUUUAGAACACGCUGUUACUGAAGAAAUUGGUGUAGGAAAUUCAAUUUCUAAUCGUACAUUCAGUACAAUUCAAUUUGUGCCAACAAUCAAUGAUAAUGGUAAAGUGUUGAGCUGUCGUGCCGAUCAUCCAGUAUUGCCUGAUUCUUCCCUUGAGGAUUCUUGGAUUCUAAAUGUUUUAUUUAAGCCAAAAUUGACAAUUUCAUUUGGCGCUACCAUUCAACAUGAUAAUAUCCAUGAACGUUCCAAUGUUUCAAUUGAAUGUCAUGUUUCAGCUAAUCCUAUCGCUUCGGAAAUUGGAUGGAUUUUUGAAGGACGUCGUCUGUCAUUCGUAUCGAAUAAUCCAAAAUCAAUUCAUCAUCAUCGUGGUGAAUGGAAUGAUUCUUGGAUUGAAUUCAAAUCGAACACAUUAUUAAUCUAUAAUAUUGAUCGAAAACAUUCCGGUCGUUAUCGUUGUAUGGCUGCCAAUGUUCAAGGUGAAGGAUAUAGUGAUGAUAUUCUUCUUAAAGUUCAAUAUAAACCAGUUUGUGCACGUGGUCAACGUAGUUUAUUUGGUGUAGCACAACGUGAACCACUUCAAGUGCCUUGUACAGUUGAAUCCGAUCCUGAAGAAGUGACUUUUCGUUGGAUGUUUAAUAGUUCACAAUCAGAAUCAAUGAUGAUGAUUCCUAUCGAUACAUUUCAAGUUCGUCCAGCUAGCAAAAGUUUGUUGUUGACAAAAAGUCGAACUUCGAUCGCACGUUAUGAACCAAAAACACGUUAUGGUUAUGGUCAAUUAUUAUGUUGGGCAACAAAUAAACUUGGCGAACAAUAUGAACCAUGUCGUUUUGAUAUAAUACCGGCUGGACAACCACAACCAUUGCAAAAUUGUAUGGUACGAAAUCAAAGCUCUGAUGGUCUGGUGGUACGUUGUCAACCCGGUGAUGAUGGUGGUCUUGAUCAACAAUUUCAUUUGGAAAUAUUUCAAGCUGAUCAAGGACAGAUGGUGGCCAAUCUAACCACAAGCGAUAUCGUGGAUGAUGGUGAAAAUUUAGGUCAACAAAUUUUAUUUGGAAACAUUUUCAAUGAUUCAAUUGAUGAUCAUAAAGCUGUGGCUGCUAAUCCAUUAGCACAAUCAAACAAUUAUAUUGAAUUUAUUGUUCGUGAUAUUCCAGUUUCAACAUAUGUUCUUUUAUUAUAUGCAUCUAAUGUUAAAGGUCGUAGUAAUUAUGUAACACUUUCGGCUACAACAAUGCAUCCCGGUAGUCGUGGAUCAGAAUUUCUAAAAUUUACUGCCGAUUUUGGUAUCAAACCUAUGAUGUAUUUGUUAAUCACUGUUGUCAUUGGAUUAGUCAUUUCAGCCAUAAUCAUUAUGAUUGUAUCGAAAAUUCGUACCAUUAAUCGAUCUAAAGGUCGUCAUCGACCACUUUCAUCGCCAACAUCAUUAUCAUUGUCUAAAGCUAAUAAAUCAAUGAUUAAACAAAUAUCUAUUGAUCAUAAUGAUAACAACAAUAACAAUGAUGGUAGUGACGCACAUAUCAAUCUGGAUACAUUUGAUACAUUCACAGCAUCUAUACAGCAAUCAUCAAUUAAUAAAUUAGACAAUCACAAUCAAAAUGGUAUCGGUGAUAAUUGUAAUAAUCUUCAUCCAGUUACAUUAUUAGAUUUGACCACAACAUCGACAACGAACAUUGGGCCACCACCACAGCAACAAUCAUCAUCUUCAUCACCAUUUCAUGAUCAUUGUUUAGGAUCAUUGUUAGGUAAUAAUAAUAUAAAUAGUUCAAGGAUAAAUUCUACAACAGCUGCAUCAUAUCAUUGUGGUACAUUGCCCAUAAAUUCUAACCAUCAUUCAACAUUGUACAAACAAAUUGUUGGUGAAAACAACAUCGAUAGUAGUAUAAAUGGAUCACCUAAACAACAACAUUGCCAACAAACUCAUCCACUAAGUGUGAUUAUAAAAAAUCCUUUAAUGGAACAUUUAAGUAGUAGUCAAUCUCCUUCAUCGAUUGAUUCAUUACCAUCACAGCCACCUCCAAUGUAUCAUACGGUUUAUGCUUCCGAAACAACAACAUCGGCUGAUUCUCCAUUCUUCUCGAUACAUCCUUGUCAAACACGAUCUAAUUCGAACACUGAUACCGCCACUCCAUUACAUUUACUUAUGGAUGUUUCAUCAUAUUAUCAACAUAGUACGGAUAAAAUUUCGAAUCAUUCAUCAAGCCACACCGCACUAAUACCAUCAAAUUAUCAUCAUAGUCAACCGAAUACAAUUGGUUCAAUGACAUGGAGUCAAGCUGAAACAUUACCAUUAGGUGGUGGAUCCGGGAGCAGCCGGAAUGGUAUCGAUUCUCAUAUCGGUGGCUUUCUAUCACCAACAUCACCAAUUUCAACAUUAUCGGUGCCUUUUACAUUGCAACAACACCAACAACAACAUUCACAACUUUUAGGAUCAACAAUGAUAAUGGAAGAGGAAAAAUUCUUGUGAAUCUUCUCAUAAUCAACCAAUAACAUCAGAAACACAGGAAACAUCAACAACCGUAUAAAUAAAAUUCGUGAUCAUUGAUGAAUUUAAUGCUCAGCCAAACUGUAAAUACGAUGUGUAGAAAUUUGAAAAUUGUUAAUAAUUUUUAAUUUUACCUGUGUUCUGUUUACCUCUCCUCUGUAUCAUAAUGUUUUCUUUUUCUCUUGUUUUGUUCAAUUUAUUUAUCGAAUUAAUAAAAUAUAAAA
Dermatophagoides farinae (American house dust mite) is the source of this 3923-nucleotide messenger RNA. NCBI's taxonomy places the organism in Eukaryota, Metazoa, Arthropoda, Arachnida, Sarcoptiformes, Pyroglyphidae. The record is from RefSeq and is a predicted model, not a curated record.